Mesocestoides corti is the source of this 1581-nucleotide messenger RNA. The record is from the annotation of a GenBank genome assembly. Lineage: Eukaryota; Metazoa; Platyhelminthes; Cestoda; Cyclophyllidea; Mesocestoididae.
AUGCUCGGUUACUUUUUAUUUGAGGCGAUUCCAACCAUCUGCCUCGUUCAUGCGAAACGUCAAUCCACGAUUCAUGAGUGCUCAGCAAACAUUCUGAACAAUUUGGUUUCCAUUCGUGGAAAAACCUACCGAAAUGACUCGUGCUACAACAUUUCUCCGAAAAUUCUUGACUUGUUGAAUCGUAAUCUCCAUAACCAGAAAAACCACCCGUUGUGGCUAAUCAAGAGUCGCAUAGUUGAUUUUUUCUAUAAGCGCCCUGCCCACAAGCGUAGUCACGAAAACAGUGCUGGCGGUGGAGGUAGUCCUCUCUUCUCCGUUCACGAUUCAAUCAGCCCAGUUGUUUCGACAUUUCAAAAUUUUGACAGCCUCCUUGUCGCACCGGAUCAUGUGAGUCGUCGGCCGACAGACACGUAUUACGUAAACGCCACAACCGUUCUGCGCAGCCACACCUCCGCCCACGAGAUGGAUCUCAUCAAGUCUGGUCUGAACGCGUUCCUUGUUGUCGGAGACGUCUACCGUCGAGAUGACAUCGAUGCUCUUCAUUACCCUGCCUUCCAUCAGCUUGAAGGCGUGAGGCUUUUUAGUCAGAAUGAGUUAUUCAAGGACGCAAUUGACCCAAGCGGUUGUUUCAAUCUCUUCGAGCCCUCAGCACGCGAUGCGCAUGCACCCCUGGUGCCCCUAUCCGAGGCUUUGCCAUCCUCGGAUCUGCCUCCGGAUCGGCAACCUCGACACUCAAUCGAAACCACCUACUGCCUGGAGUUUCAGUUGAAACGGGUUCUCGAGGAAUUAGCUAUCCAUCUUUUUGGAAAAGGUAGUCAUGUUGUUGAGCGCUGGCAGAACGCCAGCUGGCAAGCAGUGGCGUGUCGCGUGGUCAGGCGGUGCCUGACGCCUCUCGAUUCUGAUUUGGCCAAAACUGGUUGCCUGACGUGUUGGGUUAUUCACGUAGACAUUCCCAUGCGGUGGGUGCCCGCGUACUUCCCCUUUACGCAUCCCUCUUGGGAACUGGAGGUGCAGACGGGCGUGUUGACCGGCAACUCCACGGACGGCUGGACUGAGAUGCUGGGUUGUGGCAUUCUGCGACAGGAAAUCCUCGACCACAGCGGUGUGACGAACAAGGUUGCCUAUGCGUUUGGAUUGGGGUUGGAGCGGUGGGCAAUGAAGUUAUACAGCAUUCCAGACAUCCGAUUGUUCUGGUCCCAGGAUUCAGGCUUCUUGAAUCAAUUCAAAACUGAUGAUUUCAACCAACCUAUCCAUUACAAGGCCGUGAGCGUCUUCCCUCCGUGCCACCUGGACAUUUCCUUCUGGUUGCCGAGUGAGACCGACCCCAAGCCGUCCUCGUCGUCAGCCCACCUCGAGUUUGAACGCGACUUCUUCGAACUUGUCAGGGGCGUGGCGGGUGACCUCGUCGAACAGGUGACGCUUAUCGAUCGGUUUGAGGACAAGAAGCGGUCGCGGGUGAGUUACUGCUACCGCAUAGUGUACCGCGAUCACCACCGCACCCUCACCAUGAAGGAGGUUCGUCCUCUGCACCAGAAGGUCGCUAGUCUUGCUGAAUCCCAACUGAAGGUCACAGUACGGUGA